Knipowitschia caucasica is the source of this 846-nucleotide messenger RNA. The record is from the annotation of a GenBank genome assembly. NCBI's taxonomy places the organism in Eukaryota, Metazoa, Chordata, Actinopteri, Gobiiformes, Gobiidae.
AUGCCCAAAUAUAGGGUGUGGGAGGGGGGUGGGGUGGGGGGUGUGGGUGGGGGGGGGUGGGGGGGGGGGGGGGGGGGGGUUUGGUUGGGAUAUGGUUGGUGGGUGGGGGGUGGGGGGUGGGGGGGGGGGGUGGGUGGGGGGGGGGGUGGGGGGGGGGGGGGGGGGGGGGGGGUGGGGGUGGUUGGGGGGGGGGGGGGGGUGAGAUGUAUGAUGUGUGGAGUGGGGGUGGUGGGGGGGGGGGGGGGGGAGAGUGUUGUGGAUGUGAUGGGGGGUGUAUUGUAUGAUAUAGAUAUGGGUGGGGUAGGGGGUGGGGGGGUACAACACACAACAGGGGUGUGGGUGGGGGGGGGAUGGUGUGGGUGGGGUGGGGUGGGGUGGGUUGUGGUGGUGGUUUGGUGGGGAGUGGGUUGUGUGGGGUUGGUAUGGGGGGUGGGGGGGGGGGGGGGGGGGGGGGUUGUUAGGUAUUUGGAAGAAAAGUUUGGAUGUGAAAUGAUGUUGGGGUGGGGGGGGGUGGUGGUGGGGGGGUGGUGGGGGGUGGUGGGUGGGGUUGGGUGUGGGGGGGGGGGGGGGUUGGGUUUGGGUUGGGGAGUAGAGAGAGUAUUUGUUGAUUGGGGGGGUUGGGGUGGUGGGGUUAUGUGGGGGGGGGGGGGGGGGGGGGGGGGGGGGGGGGGGGGGGGGGGGGUGUGGGAGUGGGGUGGGGGGGGGGGGGGGGGGUGUUUUGGUUGGUGGGAGAGAGGAAGUUUGUUGUGGGGUGGGGGGGGGUUGGGUUUUGGGAAGGGGGGUAUAUGUAGAGGUAUGACACACAUUAUUAGAGUGCGAGAGAGUGUGUUUUUUGUGUUGGAGUGA